AUGUUGGAAUUAAAUGGGAAAUGUCUAGCAUUUCAUGGGCCAUUACUUUAUGAAGCUAAGAUUUUACGUAUUUGGGAUCCAAAGAAUAAAAAAAUCGAUUAUAAUGAAGAGGAACAAGAUAAAGAACGGAUCAAGCAAGAUAUUGAAAGCAUCCCACAGGAUUUAGUCUCUGAUCCAUGCUAUUUUAUUCAUUAUCAAGGCUGGAAAGCUACCUGGGAUGAAUGGAUUGGAAAUGCACGUAUUAGAGAAUAUAAUGAUACAAAUAUUGCAUUAAGAAAGCAAUUAGUUCAGGAUGCAAAGGAUGCAAAGAGACAACAACAAGAAUUGAAAAAACAGAAACAGAAACAAAGUACGCCUACUGGUGGUAUUAAUAAGAAACGUAGUAAUGGUCAGGAAUCUUCUAUUGGUAAGAAUGGUAGUAAUACAGGAACAGGUCAAAGUCGUAGUCGAAGUGCAAGUGCAGUCAAAUUAUCAGACCAUACAGGUAAAAAUGGUACAAAUAGUGGCAACAAUGAUAAUUCCUCAUUGAAUCCUAUUAACGGUAGUAGUAGUGGAUCUACUAGUGCAAAUAAUGGAACAUAUUCACAACAAUAUUAUAAUAAUUUAAAUCGAAAUCUUCCGAAGAUAACUAUGCAUAUUCCAUUAAAAUUAAAGUCGAUACUAGUUGAUGAUUGGGAAUUUGUUACCAAAAAUAAAAAGUUAUGUAAAUUACCACGUCCUUCAACGAAGACAAAUGAUCAAACGAUCACUGGAAUAUUGAAAAUUUAUCAACAAGAAGUGAUAUCUGGUGGUAUGACUUCAUUAGUGGAACAGUCAUUACUUGAAGAAUAUAUUCUUGGUCUUAAAUUAUAUUUCAAUGAAUGUUUAUCCAAAUUAUUACUUUACAGAUUAGAAAAAUUACAAUACGCUCAAUUAGAAGAAAAAUUACAAUUACAUAAAAAACAAGAAGAAGGUAGUAAUAGUCCGAUUAUAAAUAGUACUCCCUCAAAGGUUGAUCUUUGUAAUGUAUAUGGUUCGAUACAUUUAUUAAGAUUAUUAAGUAUAUUGCCAGAAUUAAUGAGUGAUACUACAAUGGGGACACAAAGCUGUCAAUCUAUAGUGCGUCAAACAGAAUCUGUAUUGUUAUGGUUUGCAGUACAUGCAGAUACAUUAUUCGAUACCUCUGCAUUAGAUCAAGAUGGGGAUACUUACUAUAUCAAUACUUCUAGUCAAUACGAAGGUCUAGCGCUUGGUAUGUAA
Messenger RNA from Maudiozyma saulgeensis, 1239 nucleotides. NCBI's taxonomy places the organism in Eukaryota, Fungi, Ascomycota, Saccharomycetes, Saccharomycetales, Saccharomycetaceae. The record is from the annotation of a GenBank genome assembly.